This is a messenger RNA of Halichondria panicea, 2582 nucleotides long. Its product is annotated as tyrosine-protein kinase BTK-like. Gene Ontology annotation, molecular function: non-membrane spanning protein tyrosine kinase activity; ATP binding; protein binding. Lineage: Eukaryota; Metazoa; Porifera; Demospongiae; Suberitida; Halichondriidae. The record is from RefSeq and is a predicted model, not a curated record. The transcript has 17 exons. Bases 147 to 2240 code for a protein of 697 amino acids. Gene Ontology annotation, cellular component: plasma membrane. Gene Ontology annotation, biological process: intracellular signal transduction; protein phosphorylation.
ACGUAAUGUGUUUUCCAAAAGGCUGUCAGAAAGUUUGCUGCUUUUGUUAGCUGAUAUCUUCAAACAGAAAAUUCAUUUUGCAGUGUGUACAUUGCAGCAUCAGGAGUUGGUGUUCCCUUUGUGUAUGAGGUAGGCCUGCUACAGGGAUGCCAGGCAAUCAAGCGAGCCCGGACAGAGAUGACGUUGAGCUCAAAGUGAGCUACAUGGUGAAGAGGUCCCAGGGAAAGUCAACUCUGGGUGCCGUCAACUUCAAAAAGAGGGUGUUUGUUCUCUCACCCACAAGACUCAGUUACUAUGAGGGAACCAUUGAGAGAAGAGGAGGUAUGAAAGGAUACGUGGACUUAAGUAAAGUCAAAGUCAUUGAGAAAGUAUUAGACGGAGCAUUUGACAAGCCAUCGUUUCAAAUUGGUCACAGUGACCUAACACUGUAUAUCAUAGCCAGCAGUGAUGCUGAGCAGCAGGAGUGGAUCGCUCUCCUUCGACAAUACUGCCGAAGCAAUGUAAUUCUACAAGACAGAUUUCACCCUGGUAUCUUCACUGGCAAAUGGUCGUGUUGUGAUCAUCGCAGCAAGCACUCUCAAGGUUGUCGAGAGUCCUUCAUCCUCCAGACACAACCUGCUGCUGCUGUAGCCUCCCCGCCAGUACCCAGUGCCGGAGGAGCACGUAUUCCCAGGGGACCACUCCCACCAACUCCCGCACAAAAUCUUGCACCAUCUCCACCGCCACAUGGAUAUCAACAGAACAGUCACGGACCUCCUGCUGGUGCCCCCAGGGGCUAUGAAUCACAUGAACUAACAACUCAUACGUCCCCCUCAUCUGUUGGGAGGUCAUCGUAUCAUAGUCCAGCAGAACCACCUCCUCCCCCAUUGCCAACAAGACCACGGGACAGCAAACCAACUGAUUUUGAAGUGAUAGCAAUGUAUGAAUACCCUGGACUAGAGCGAGGGGACCUUUCUCUUCUUAAGGGUCAGAGGGUGACUGUGUUCGACUCCACGAGGGAAUUUUGGUGGAGGGCAAGGGACGAGAAAGGCAAUGAAGGCUACAUUCCCAGCAACUAUGUCAAGAAGAUGGGGCUGGACAGUGAAGAAUGGUUUUUCCCCCAACUCUCUCGAACAAGAGCUGAGAACAUUCUCAAAGGAGAGAGCCGAGAGGGAGGGUUUGUUGUGAGGAACUCAAGCAGAGAGGACAUGUACACACUCUCCAUAUGCCAUGAGGGGCAGGUGAGACACUACCACAUCAAGCUGGACGAGACAAACAAGUACUUCAUCUCAGAGAAACAUCGCUUCCCCUCAAUCAAAGAGCUGAUUGAGUAUCACAAACUAAACGGUGGUGGACUUGUCACUAGACUGAGGAAACCGCCCGUGCAGCUGGCUCCCAACCCACAGUCACUUGGACCACUGUUUGAUGAAGCUUGGGAGAUUGAAAAGGUAUCACUAUCACUGGGGAAGGAGUUGGGCAGUGGACAGUUUGGGAGAGUGGUUGCUGGCAGAUGGAAGGGAAAGAUUGAUGUGGCCAUCAAGAUGAUGCGAGAAGGAGCUAUGAACGAGGACGACUUUAUCGAAGAAGCCAAAGUCAUGAAGCAAUUCCAGCAUGAGAACUUGGUGAAAUUGUUUGGUGUAUGCACUAAAAAUGGCCCUAUCUUCAUUGUACAAGAGCUCAUGGUCAAUGGAUGUCUGCUUCAGUUUCUGAGGCAGCGCAAGGAGCUCGUUGAGAAGACAGAGAUUAUUCUCGAUAUGGCCACUCAGGUAUGCGCGGCCAUGUUGUAUCUCGAGGAGAACGGAUUCAUUCACAGAGAUUUGGCUGCUCGUAACUGCUUGGUUGGGGAUAGGAAUGUUGUUAAAGUGGCUGAUUUUGGACUGGCCCGGUUUGUGGUAGAUGAUGAGUACACAGCAUCAGAGGGUACAAAGUUCCCCAUUAAAUGGGCUGCCCCAGAGGUCAUCACUCACGCCAAGUUCAGCAGCAAGUCUGAUGUCUGGUCAUUUGGUAUCCUGCUGUGGGAGCUGUGGACAGGUGGCAAGACUCCUUACCCCACCUUCACCAACUCCCAGGUCCUGGACGAGGUGCUCAUGGGAUACAGACUGGACAGACCCAAACACUGCCCACCAGAAGUCUACACACUUAUGUCGAAAUGUUGGCUCACUAAUUCUGAUGAUCGACCACAGUUUAAAGUCCUCUCUAGUAGUUUAGGCCAAAUGAACUCGCAACAAGAUGAUGACUAUAGUGAAACAGUGGAUGACUAGUCGACUUUGUUUGUGUUAUCAUUUUCUACGUGCGUGAGGUUAAGUGGAGUCGACUGUUUGUCCUUGUAUAGAGUUUGUGUCUGUGUAUUUAACCACCUGUUUACUGUUGGUUUUAUGACAUAUAAUAUACGAUAUUGUGAUUGCAUAGUUAUUGUCUGUGUUUGUGUGUGCACAUGAGCCAUUUUAAAACCUUGUUUUUGUAAUUAGAACGUAUUAAUUACCUGUGCGCGUCAUUUGUGAUUAUGAAAUAAUUAUUUUAGUUUCUUAUGUAUAACUUUAUGUUGUGCUGUUCUCACAUAAUAUUGUGUAAUGUUUCAAAAAAUAUGUUGAAGGCAACACGUG